Fonsecaea multimorphosa CBS 102226 is the source of this 1089-nucleotide messenger RNA. RefSeq lists its product as uncharacterized. Bases 1 to 1089 code for a protein of 362 amino acids. Lineage: Eukaryota; Fungi; Ascomycota; Eurotiomycetes; Chaetothyriales; Herpotrichiellaceae. The record is from RefSeq and is a predicted model, not a curated record. Gene Ontology annotation, molecular function: nucleotide binding. The transcript is spliced from 2 exons.
AUGGCUGCCGAGAUGCCAACCUGCAGGUGGGGAAUAGUAUCCACCGGCCUCAUAUCUUCUUGGUUCGUCGAAGAUUUGGUUCUCGACCGACCAGAUGCCAAAGCGAGACACGUCAUCCAAUGCAUCGGAUCCUCGUCGAUGCAAAAGGGCAAAGACUUUGCCGCAAAACAUUGCCCAAACGCAACCCCGACCAUCUAUGCUUCGUAUGACGAGGUCUACUCCGAUCCGGACGUAGAUUGCGUCUAUAUCGGGACACCGCACUCAUUUCACAAGGGCAACUGUCUCGAUGCCAUUGCCGCGGGUAAGAAUGUCCUGUGCGAGAAGUCGUUCACCAUCAACGCCCGUGAAGCGCGAGAGGUGCUUGAUGCCGCCAAGAAGAAAGGCGUCUACGUCCACGAGGCAAUGUGGCUACGGCACCGACCUCUGGUGGCCGAAUUGAGGAAGCUACUCUUUGAAGAGCAAGUCAUCGGGGAUGUCUUUCGCAUGUCCUCUGACUUCAGCCUGCUGGUUCACAUCCCUAGCUUGCCAGACACCUCACGGUAUAAAGACCCCAAGCUUGGUGCCGGAACGCUGCUAGAUACGGGCAUCUACCCUCUAACAUGGGCCUUCCUGGCGCUGGAUCCCACCACCCCCGAAAACUCUGAGAGACCGACGAUCCUUGCAACGCAAAGCCAUCUGCAUGGAGUUGAAGUCACUUCGAGCAUUCUAGUACAGUAUCCGUCGACGGCAAGGCAGGGCAUCGUCAGUUCCACCACCAUGUCAGGUGGGAUCGGCGGCGAUGUGGUUUGCCGUAUCCAAGGCACAGACGGGUACAUCGACGUGCAUGGCGCGGCACCAUCGCACCCUUUGUCCUUUACAGUCUAUCGACGGAAAGAGGACACCAAGAAUGACUUUGAAAGCAAGCACUACGACUAUCCCCGGGUCGGCCGCGGGUUCUUCUAUGAGGCCGACAACACCGCCCUCGAUAUCGCCGCGGGCCGCAAAGAGAGUGCCAUCAUGCCUUGGAAGGAGACGAUCCGGGUGAUGGAGAUUAUGGACGAGAUCAGAAAGCAAGGAGGAACAAAGUACCCGCAGGAUGAAGUGUUGUGA